This is a messenger RNA of Strigops habroptila (Kakapo), 940 nucleotides long. Its product is annotated as maestro heat-like repeat family member 5. The transcript has 6 exons. Lineage: Eukaryota; Metazoa; Chordata; Aves; Psittaciformes; Psittacidae. Gene Ontology annotation, cellular component: cytoplasm. The record is from RefSeq and is a predicted model, not a curated record. Bases 48 to 674 code for a protein of 208 amino acids.
CCAAGGAAGAGGUCAAGAUAAAGGCCCUGGUGAUCAUAAGGAACGCGAUGGGCCACCUACUGAAGAAGGAAGCCAGCCCCAUUGCUGUGCAGCUGGUUGGGGACCUCCUGCCCCUCUUUGAUGGAGAGUCCAGCCAGCUGCGAGAGCUCUCCAUCCGCCUCUUCAGAGUCCUGCUGGACUCGGUGGUGAGGAGCGACAAGAGGAGGAUGAGGAGCAGCACACGGGGCUUUCUGGUCCCGCUCUUCCUCCACAUGAGCGACCAGAGCGACAGCGUGGCCGAGGCCUCCAGGGAAGCGCUCCUUGCUUCAGCAACGCUCCUCGGGUGGCGAGAGCUCCAACACCUCCUGAAGACAAGGCAGACAUGGAGGAUUGCAGAGUGCUUGCUGGAGCGGAGCAGGAAAAGGGCUGAGGAAUACCUGGACCAGAGCGUGCCGUACCUGGAGGAUGCUCAGGCCCCCUUGCGAGAGGCAGCCAUCAGGUUCAUCGGACUGGCCGCACGGCCCCUAAGGGGCAGGAACGAGCUGAAGCUGGAGCAGAUCUGCCGAGCCCUUGAGACGCUGCCGGAGGAAAGUGAUCCCGUCAUCUGUUCCCUGGCAAUUCAGACCGUGCUCAUCCUGAGAAGGCCACCGGUGCGGCGCACAUUGGGAUGGCGCCUGCGAGCGCUCUGCUGCUGAUGCUGGACAGCUGGGAGCGGCAGCCCUUUCCUUAGGGAAAGGGGUGUCAUCCUUAAACCUGGACUAAAGAGCUUCAGAAACAAAAGAGCUAAAAGAGCGGCUCCUGAGCUGCCGCGUUCCCAGCGCUCCAUCUUCUGGAGACAGCAGGGGCAGAGGGACCCUUGCUCUGAAUAGCACCAGGCAGCAGAGAGGCAUCCAGCCAGCACAGACUCCAAACCUGACACCAUGUCAUCCAGCAAUAAAGAAGUGGAGGUUUUGUAAAGGGC